GUUAUUAGUGAAAUGUUUCAUCAAAACGAAAGUAGAAAUUUACUUUCACUUUAAGCCACAACAAAAACACGUGCACAGGACCAAGAUGACUUCAAAUGAGAUUUUGUUGACGAGUGAAACAUCUGGACAGCUCUGGAAUGUCUGUGUGUGGGAUAUGGAGUCGGGAACCAGUGUUGUGACGUUUAAAGGGGGAACAAGUGCCCCUCACGGAGUGGGGGUGUUAGAUCAACAGUACUUAGUCAGUGCUUCCCCCACCAAGCCAGUAUUAUCAUUAUGGCCGCUUCACAAGAGGGAUACCACAUGUUCCAAGAUGGUUUGUCCUGGCAAUGUAACGGCGCUGGAGAUUACCGAGGAUGGGGCUUACAUUGUGGCAGCCAUUACAGAAAAAAUUUAUGUCUGGCAGGUAUGCACUGGACGACUGCUGAGUAUACUGAGCAGACAUUAUCAAACCAUCACUUGUCUGAAGAGUUCAUCUGGUUUGAUUGUAUCUGGGGGAGAGGACAGUUUAGUUAUUGUUUGGUCACUCGCAAAAGCCCUUUGUGAACAACUAGAACACAGAGCCCCGGUGACACCUGAACGGGUGUGGUCGAGCCACUCCCUACCGGUCACUGACCUUCACCUGGGGGUUGGGGGACACCUGUCCAGAGUGGUCUCCUCCUCCCUGGACCAGACUUGUCGUCUCUUUGAUGUCAACAGUGGAGAGCUGUUGUGUACGUUUGUGUUCGAGGUCGGCAUCUGCUCCGUUGUUCUGGACCCGGCCGAGUUCCGAUUGUUUGCUGGGAGCAGUUCUGGGUCAAUUUAUGCUGUCAAUCUAUUUGAAACACCGGUGAGGAGGGAGAGGCACAUCACAGACAAAAAAGAGGACCAGUCCUGUCAGAGAUUUGAUGGCCAUGAAAAACAGGUGACCUGUCUGUGUGUGACAAUGGAUGGGUGUCAGCUGGUGUCCGGGUCACAUGAUCACAAGGUUAAAAUCUGGGACAUCUUCAGUGGACAGUGUUUGAGGACAAUAGAACACAAAGGGCCAGUAACCAAUGCCAAACUGACAAUGGCACCCCCAGGUAUAGUGAAUCCAGACGUAAAGUACAAGCUCCCUCUCCAGCCUCUACAGAGGGUGUUCCAUGCAGACUCACAGGAAGAGGGUGGUCACGCCUCACUGAACAUCCUCCUUCAUGGAGAGAACGAUGAACCAGAGAAAGAAGAGGAUAUACUUAAACCUGACUCUGACAUACAGAUGGAUUUUAAACACAGAUCAAAAGACAUUGAGAACAUGGAUACUAAUGAAUCUGUGACCCUGGAUAUUCCUGUACCUGUAAUGACUACCAUUGUGUCAAACUCAUCAGAACUUACCAAACUCAAAAAUGCUAAUAAGGAGUUAUUUCAUUUUGCUGUCAGUACUCUUUUACAGAACAAGGACAAAUAAACUUUUUAUUUUA
Magallana angulata is the source of this 1433-nucleotide messenger RNA. Its product is annotated as WD repeat-containing protein 18-like. Gene Ontology annotation, biological process: DNA-templated DNA replication; rRNA processing. Gene Ontology annotation, molecular function: protein binding. NCBI's taxonomy places the organism in Eukaryota, Metazoa, Mollusca, Bivalvia, Ostreida, Ostreidae. Gene Ontology annotation, cellular component: nuclear pre-replicative complex. The transcript is spliced from 10 exons. The record is from RefSeq and is a predicted model, not a curated record. The coding region runs from base 86 to 1420 and encodes 444 amino acids.